Polistes dominula (European paper wasp) is the source of this 3667-nucleotide messenger RNA. RefSeq names its product spindle assembly abnormal 4 (gene Sas-4). The record is from RefSeq and is a predicted model, not a curated record. NCBI's taxonomy places the organism in Eukaryota, Metazoa, Arthropoda, Insecta, Hymenoptera, Vespidae. Gene Ontology annotation, biological process: centriole elongation; cilium assembly. Gene Ontology annotation, molecular function: tubulin binding. Gene Ontology annotation, cellular component: centriole; centrosome.
CUAUAUAUAUUUAUUGAGUAUAUUUAAGUGACAUUUUGAUAAGUUAUUUUCAUUAAAAUUGAUAAUAUAACUUUCUAAAUAAUGGAUUUAGAAGCAUCAUUAGUUGAACGUUUACAAAAGCUAAGACAAUGGCAAAUCGAACAACAGGAACGUCUUAUAAGACAGCAACAAGAACAAAGAGAAAAAUUGACUCAGGAACAGUUACGCAUGUAUAAAGCUUUAAGACUACCCAUCCAGGAAAUAGGAUUGGAUAAUAGAACAUUGUGUGAAAAUAGCUGGUACGAAGAUGCGUGCUCAAGUAUGAAUACAACUGAUCGUACAGAACAUAGUAAUCAAGAACAAUCUGCGAAUGAUAAUAGUGAGAUAAAUAAGUCUGAUUAUACAUCUUCAUUUUCUAAUUUUAAUACAAGCUCUGUUGAUGAAUCUUUUCAAGAAAAGCAUUCUCCAAUCGAAUUGAAUAAAUCUUCAAUUAAUGUUAAUAAACAAAAUUUAAGUAAACUCAAAUAUCAAGUAGACGACGAUGAAAAUGAUGCCAACAAUGAUUCAAGUAAUGAAAAUAUACAUAUGAGAUCUGAAAAAAAACAAAUUCAUCUGAUUGACGAUUUAUUAGAAGGAAUAGAACCAUUACCACCUGAUAUCAAAACAAUAGAUGGAGAUAAAAGUGUUUUAAUUGAUGAUGUUCCAGUUCCAUCCUUAAAGAAAGAUUUUCAAACUUUACUAGAAGAGAAGUUGGAAGAAUAUGAGCCGAUACUUAACAAGGAAUUAAAUAAUAAAAUGAAAAAUCCAAUUAAAAAGCCAUUUUUAAAAAAAGGACAAGGCUUAGCCAGAUUUAGAAUGACUGAAACGUCCAAAAACAUUCCAAUUAAUAUUAAAUCUUAUAAUACUCCUGUAUCGAGUAAACAAGUUACUAAUAAGCAAAUAAAUUCCACAGGUAACAAAAAUGAUAGUACAAAAAAUAAGAAUAAGCAUAAGUUAUCAGUGGAUGUUCCUUCGAGAAAAUGUACUACUAUUACUAAGGUGGCACAACAAAAAUUAAAUUUAAAGAAUGUCCCUCCUCCACGUAAAAUUUAUUCUGGAAGAAACGAGACUGUAUUAUCAAAUAUUGAAUCAAAUAUAAAUUCAAGUAUUAUUGAAAUAAGCAGUUCUGAUAUUGAUUUGAAAACGGAAAGAGAAAUGGAAGAAGUAAGGAUAUUUGAACUUUUAGAAGAAAAAGCUGAAAAUUCUAGUUUGUGUUCAACCUCGAGUACUGUAGUUGCAUUUCUACAACAAUCAACGCCUUUUAAGAUAAGACAAAAAAUUAGAGAUACAGAAAAUAAUUUGAACAAUUCAAUACAAGAAAAUAUUGUUUACAAAGUUAGUCCUAGAAGACAUCAAUUGACUAGUUCUAAAGUAAUAUCACCAAUUCAAAAAUCUGAAUCUGAUGUUAAUUCUUUUUGGGAAACAAUCCCUAGAAAUAAUUCACAUGAGAAUACAGAAAAUAUGCAAAUGUUGAAAAAACAAGGUAUAACUAAUACUUUAUUAAAAAAUGAAAAAGCUGAUCAAAUGUUCAUCCAAAGUCACGUAGAACAGCAUGUACACGACGAAACGAAUUGUGACGAAGUAGAUGUAAGUUUACAUGUUAGAUUUUCUGAAUAUAAUGAAUAUAAAACUAUCGGAUUAACUGAUACUUCUAGUGUAUCUAGCGAAUCUUCAUCACAGAAAAAUUAUAACGAUGAGAAAGCUUGGAGUGAUUGCAGCGAAUUAUCGGAUUCCUCGGAAACAAAUAUGCAAUCAAUAGAAUGUGAAACACUUAAAACAGAUGAAAACACAGGUGAAAUCUGUGACUUCAUCGAUACGUGUACUAAUGAGAUAAAGAAAGAGGAAAUGAAUCAACAUGAAAUAAAAGAAACGCAGGAAACUAUUUUUAAAUCUGAACUUUUGAAAAAUCGUUUAUUAGAAUUAGAAAAAGAAAUAGAUAUUUUUCGCAAAGAAAAUACAGCUUUAUCAUUGCAACGUCAAAAAUUGCAAGAAGAUCAUCGACUUUUUUUAAAACAAAUAAAAGAAAAAGAAUUAAUAUUAGAGAAUGAUAAAAAAAAAAUGGAAGAUCGUGUGCAGGAGGAAAAAAGAAAAUUAAUACGCGAAAAGAGUGUACUUGAAUCAAGAUUACGUGAUUUUCAAGAAAAGGUUCAUCAAAAUAAAAUGGAAAGACAACAAAUUCAUGAUUUAAAAGAACAAUUAGAAAAAUUACAAAUUGAAUUUAAAAACAGAGAAAGUAAAUGGAAUGCGACACAAGCAAGACACAGAAGUCAAAUGAGAAUAUUAAAAUUGGAAAAUCUACAAUUGAAGGAAGAAGUGGAAAGAUUAACAAAAAUAAAAACAAAUAAUCUUAAAACUAUUAAGAAAGUUGGUAAAUUUUCUAAUACAAAAGCCUUGCAUCAAAUUAAUAAACAACUUAGUGAAGAAACAAAAGAAAUUAUAAAAAAUGAUUCAUCGUUAGAAGAUGAUGACAAAAUGUUGAAAACAAUGUUGGAUGCUAUAAAUUCGGAACAUGAACAUAAAGAAAAAGACUAUGCAAUAAAUAAUCAUAGUAAUGAAGAUCAUAAGAAUAAUAAUAAUAAUACCGAUAUUCCUAAACAGUAUGAACAAUGCAUGCAAAAUAUUACAAAAAAACGUGAUUUAUAUGAAAAUUUAUUGAAGGAUGCUACAACAUCAUCAGAUUUGAAUAAAUUAAAAUGUGAAACAAAUGGUAGUAAAAAGAAUCAAAAUAAAAAAGAAAAUGAAAAUGAAAAUAACAGGUCACAGAUAGAUAAAGAUAAAUGCACAAAUAAAAAAGAUAAAGUUACACAAAAUUAUGAAGAUGAUAAUGAUAUAUUAAAAACUUCUCAAAAAUUACCAUUAGCAUCCAUUUCAUCUAAGGAAUUAUUACAUAUGCAAGAAAAAAGUGUUUCUCCGAAAGAACUUAGAACUAAUGAGCAACAAGUGCAAUGUAUUGAACAUCCUAAUGGUUGUACAGAAUUUUGGUAUCCAAAUGGUAAUGUAAAAAAAGUUUUUCCUGAUAAAGGUAUAACAAAAAUGUUAUAUUAUAAUGGUGAUGUUCGUGAAACGCGAAAUGAUGGAAAAGUAAAAUAUUUUUAUGCGUCAACACGGACAUGGCAUACAACAAUGCCAGAUGGGCUUGAAAUUUUAGAAUUUCCAAAUGGUCAAGUGGAAAAGCGUUCGCAAAAUGGCAUGGUUGAAAUAUCAUUUCCAGAUCGUUCGACACAAAUAAUACAAGUAGAUGGAUAUGAAAAGUGGGAAUUGCCAGAUGGAACAAUUUCAGAAACCUUUGCAAAUGGAGAAAAAGUUGUUAUUCUACCUAAUGGACAACGAGAAAUACAUACAAAAGAUCAUAAAAGACGAGAAUAUCCUGAUGGUACAGUUAAAUUGAUUUAUCCAGAUGGUAUACAAGAGACACGUUAUUCUAAUGGUAGAGUAAGACUUAAAGAUCAAGCUGGUAAUCUUUUAAUGGAUUGUCAUUAUUAAAAAAAAAAGGAUAUUCGUAUUAUUGUCAUACAAUGAUAUAAACUAAGAGUAUUAAAUUGAAAAUAUAAAUUAUAUGUAUCAUAUAAUUUAGAAAUGCAACUAUUUGUGUAUGAUAUAAUGUAUAAUUAUUUUUAUCUGGUAUCAAUAAAACAACAAUUGAAUUUUA